Molecule: messenger RNA, 1161 nt
Organism: Diospyros lotus (date-plum)
Lineage: Eukaryota; Viridiplantae; Streptophyta; Magnoliopsida; Ericales; Ebenaceae
Exons: 2
Coding region: 1-1161 (386 amino acids)
Molecular function (GO): RNA-DNA hybrid ribonuclease activity; nucleic acid binding
Source: RefSeq, a predicted model, not a curated record
AUGUCAAAGCCAAAGGAAGGGGAGGAACUGGUUGUCUACCUGGGGGUGUCUAAAUACGCAGUUAGCGCCGCACUGGUGCGAGAAGAAGACCGAGUCCAAUGCCCAGUAAACUAUGUAAGCCACAGACUACUUGACGCCGAAACAAGGUACUCCCCCAUGGAGAAGCUCGCUUUUUCCCUGGUGAUCGCAUCCCGAAAGCUACGCCCCUAUUUCCAAGCUCAUCAGAUUAGCGUGAUGACCAAACAUCUAUUGAAGCAGAUCUUACAGAAGCCUAAUUCAUCCGGUCGCCUACUCAAGUGGGAUAUUGAGCUCGCCCAAUUCAACAUAGAGUACAAGCCAAGGAUGGCCAUAAAGGGUCAAGUACUGGCAGACUUCCUUGCAGAAUUCACAGGACCAGUGGAAAAACCAGCCCCCUUAACCUCUUCAAUCUGGGAGUUAUUCAUCAAUGGCUCUUCCAACGAGCAUGGGUCUGGAGCUGGUGUACUCCUAAUAAGCCUAGAAGGACAUAAGAUGGCGACCAACAACGAAGCGGAGUACGAAGCACUUCUAGCUGUUCUGCGCUUGGAAAAGGAAGUCAAGGCAGAGCGAUUGAAGAUUUUUAGCGACUCCCAGCUUGUGGUCUGUCAAGUACAAGGGGAGUAUCAGACAAAGGGCCCAAAGAUGGUAGCGUACCUCCAGAAAGUUCGGGAAUUGUUCCACUUCUUUAAGGAGUGUGAAGUAAAUCAAGUCCCGAGGAGCCAGAACUCUCACGCCAAUGCCCUAGCUCGUUUGGCGUCGGUUGGAGAGGCAGACUCAUUGGGGGCCAUCCCCAUAAAGUUCCUAGCAACACCGAGCAUGGAGGAAAAAACUGAGACAUUGACAAUUGAGCUAAGGCCAGAUUCAUGGAUGAAACCGAUUGUUGACUAUUUGCAAGGAGGACAAUUGCCAAACGACAAGCUAGAGGCACGGUGUAUUCGAGCCCGGGCGGCCAGAUAUUGUAUUUGUGAUGAUGUGCUAUAUAAGCGAGGGUUCUUAGUCCCGUUACUUAGAUGCAUCGACGAGCCUGAUUGCCUAGUGGUUCUCACUGAAAUCCAUGCCGGCCACUAUGACAAUCAUGUUGGGGGAGUAUCUUUGGCUCAAAAGGCAUUUCACCAGGGUUUUUUUUGGCCUACCAUGAAGUGA